Molecule: messenger RNA, 2466 nt
Organism: Alternaria arborescens
Lineage: Eukaryota; Fungi; Ascomycota; Dothideomycetes; Pleosporales; Pleosporaceae
Product: putative mannosyl-oligosaccharide glucosidase
Exons: 5
Coding region: 1-2466 (821 amino acids)
Biological process (GO): protein N-linked glycosylation; oligosaccharide metabolic process
Cellular component (GO): endoplasmic reticulum membrane
Molecular function (GO): Glc3Man9GlcNAc2 oligosaccharide glucosidase activity
Source: RefSeq, a predicted model, not a curated record
AUGCUUCCGUCCACCCUCCUGACCCUCCUCUUCACGCUUCUCUCACCCGCGUCCGCCAUCGACCACAAAGUACCGACCAGCAACGAAUCGCUGCUAUGGGGUCCUUAUCGCCCAAACCUCUACUUGGGUCUUCGCCCCCGCGUGCCCAAGAGUCUAGUCGCGGGACUCAUGUGGGCGAAGCUAGAAGACGUUGAGACGACACUACGCCACAACGUAAACCAGAGCGAAGGCAUGGCCCGAUACGGUUGGAUCACAUACGAUGCACGAGAGGGCGGCAGGCAAUCCAUAGAGGAUCCUGGGAACAAGAUAAACCUCGUGACUGAGUUUGUAAAGUACUCUGAAGGCCAGAGCCAGGGCAAUUGGGGAUUGCGCGUACGGGGCAUACCAAGAUCAGACGCACCGGAAGACUUCAAGACAACUGUAGUCUUCUACAUUGGCAUGGAGGCCAUGGAAGCUUGCGCCGACUGCAAGCUCGAGGCGCGUCAGCAAUUCGAACCUGACGACGACAAGACUGUCCAGGCAGUGAACAUGAAUAUUGCGCACCCAAAGUUGGGUACUGCUGGUAUCCACAUUCCUGUACCUAUCAACGCAGAAGAAAAGCGUGAGGUGGCAUACAUUAAGACGCUGAACGUAACAGAAGAUAAACUAUGGCAGGGCAAAUACCAGACCAAAGACCGUAAAGAGCCAGGACCAAAUGACAUCGUGUUGCGCAACGCCCCGAGUAACGGUAACAUGCAAUUAGUUCAAUUAGUGUGCCAUGGAUCAUUCGAGUUCGAUAUCCUCUACUCCAGUGACUCCGCGAAACGAGCCAUGACUUCCGCUGGUCUCACUAGCAGUCUAGAGAAUACCCUCAAGUCUUUCGACAAGAACUUCGCCACCACGUUCAUCCCGAAAACACCCUUUACCACCGACCAACACCGCGCCUUUGCUCAAAACACCUUGUCGAACCUAUUGGGUGGACUAGGAUAUUUCACUGGUACUGCCAAGGUCGACACAUCAAAGAAAGCCAUCUAUGCCGAGACGACGGGAAACUUCUGGCAGAAAUCAGUCGAUGCGAGGAAGCACUCGACACCCAAGAUGAAAGGUCCAUACGAACUUCUUACACAUACACCGUCGCGCGCGGCCUUCCCAAGGGGCUUCUUGUGGGAUGAAGGUUUUCAUCUCUUGCCCGUCAUUGAAUGGGAUGCAGAUCUCGCUUUGGAGGUGAUAGAUGAUUGGCUUUUUCUCAUGGACGAUGAUGGCUGGAUCGCAAGAGAGCAGAUCCUAGGCGCGGAAGCAGAGGGCGGCACGCCUGCUGAAUUCGUCACUCAGUUUCCACACAUUGCUAACCCACCAACAAUGUUUUUGGUCAUUUCUAAGUUCAUCGAUAUGUUGAAGGGCAAGACAAAGUACCAUGGCCAUGACUCGGUUUACCUUGCCAAAGCUGAGACUGGAAAGGCCUUGAUGGCAAAGAUGUACCCGUACCUCAAGAAGCAUUAUGAUUGGUUCCGGAAGUCGCAAUCUGGAGACGUGGAGGCACAUUCCAUCCCAGCGGCCAACUUGAACGAGGGUUACAGGUGGCGGGGUCGAACACCAGGAACGAACUUCGCCAGUGGACUGGAUGAUUACCCUCGGGCAGAGCCCCCUGACAUCACCGAAUUGCAUUUGGAUGCAUUGUGCUGGGUUGGCGUGAUGGCGCGGACCCUUGAACGCAUUGCGUUCUUAACAGAAAAUGCACACGACGCGCUCACAUUCCAGAAUCAUAUCCGCGGCGUCAAGACCAACAUCGACACCAUACACUGGGCAAAAGAGUCGAACAUAUACUGCGAUGCCGUCGUACGGAAUGCCCUACAUACAAAUGCCUGUCAUAAAGGCUAUAUCUCAAUCUUCCCGCUUCUCACUGGUUUCACUGAUGCAUCGCACCCGCAUCUACCAGCCAUGCUUACCCUUCUUCGCGACCCCGAAAAACUAUGGACGGACUUCGGCGUCCGUAGUCUUAGCCCUGGGGACGAAGCCUAUGGGAAGGACGAUAACUACUGGCGCUCACCCAUCUGGAUCAACAUGAACUAUCUCAUCCUGACCAACCUAUUUGAUCUCGCCCUGAUACCCGGCCCGUCACAAGAACGCUGCCGUGAAAUAUAUAUCGAGCUCCGUCGCAACAUUGUCCAUACUGUAUUCAAUUCUUACCUCAAGACAGGAUACGUAUGGGAACAGUACGACCCUAUUAGAGGUGAUGGACAACGCACGCAACAAUUCACUGGCUGGACGUCACUGGUGGUCAAGGUCAUGGCGAUGCCUGAUCUCGAGAAAGACGAUGGCAUGACGGAGAAGAUGAAGGGAUAUUAUGAGGAGGCAAAGAAGCAGGCCGUGCAGAACCAGACGACUGGGGCAGGCAGUUUGGUGUUUGCGGUUGUGUUCAUGGGGUUCGUGUAUCUGACGAGGAGGAGGUUUGCGGGGACCUUGAGGAGUUGGCGGAGGACCAACUGA